This is a messenger RNA of Effrenium voratum, 1614 nucleotides long. NCBI's taxonomy places the organism in Eukaryota, Dinophyceae, Suessiales, Symbiodiniaceae. The record is from the annotation of a GenBank genome assembly.
AUGUCCGUGGGCCCGCGGAGCACGCAGAGAGAGGGGACGACCGUGACAACCAUGUCACAGCGGCUGCGUGCGCGCCGCUGUGUUUGUCGAUUCCCUCUCUAUGCGCAGGUUCUGGUGGCCAUUGUCGCUGGGAUUCUGCUUGGCUGGCUGGCGCCAAACGUUGCCAGCAAUCCCUGGAUCAAGGCGAUGGGGACGCUCUUUGUGAAGAUGGUCAAGAUGGUGAUUGCCCCCAUCAUUUUUUGCACGGUGGUCAGUGGCAUCGCCCACGUGGCGGACGCAGCCAAAGUAGGCCGUGUUGCUAUGAAGGCCAUCAUCUACUUCGAGGUGAUUUCCACCUUGGCGCUGGUCAUCGGUCUGCUUGCAGCGGAGCUGGUGCAGCCAGGCCGCGGCAUCAACGCGACGCUGGACCCAGCGGCGGCUGAGAAGUUCGCUAAGGACAGCGAAUCCCAUUCCACGCUGGAUUUUGUGUCGAACAUCAUCCCAGCCACUGUGGUGGGUGCGUUUGCGGAAGGCGAAAUCCUGCAAGUGCUCUUCUUCUCCCUUAUCUUCGGUUUCGCUUUGAUUGGCCAGGGGGACAAAGUGGAGGUGCUGCACACUUUGGUGGACCAAGUGGGGCAUGCCAUGUUCGGCGUGGUUGGCAUUGUCAUGCGCUUCGCCCCGCUGGGCGCGUUUGGCGCGAUGGCCUUCACUGUCGGCAAGUACGGGAUUGGCACACUGCAGAAUCUGAUGGGGCUGGUGGCCACGAAUUACAUUGCCUCCUUUCUCUUCGUGGUUGUCGUGUUGGGCAGUGUGGGCCUCAUCGCUGGCGUUAACAUCUUCCGCUUGCUCCUCUACAUCAAGCAGGAGAUUUUGCUGGCCCUUGCCACCAGCUCCUCCGAGAGUGUAUUGCCAUCGCUGAUGCAGAAACUGGAGGCAGCAGGCCUCUCAAAGCCUGUGGUUGGAUUGGUGGUGCCUUUGGGCUACUCCUUUAACCUGGAUGGCACAAACAUCUACAUGACAUUGACCACGCUUUUCAUCAGCCAAGCGAUGGGUGUGGAGCUGACGUUGGGGGACAAGCUGAAGGUUUUAUCAGUUGCGAUGCUGACCUCAAAGGGUGCCGCCGGCGUGGCGGGUGCUGGCUUCAUCACGCUGGCGGCAACUUUAGGAGUGAUCCACCCAGAGAUGGUGCCCGGAAUGGCCAUGGUGCUGGGGAUCGACAAGUUCAUGGGAGAAUGCCGGACGCUGACCAACAUUUGCGGCAACGCCAUUGCCGCAGUGGUAGUGGCCAUCCUGGAGGGGGAACUGGACCGAGUGCCCAACCUUUUGAGCCGCAAGGUCCAGGAGAGCCUUGCGCAGCGUCGGGUGAAGCCAGUCAGCGCCGACCGUCAGUGGAUCGAGGACUCGGUGAGUGAGCGCAAGGAGCAGGCCGCGUGGGUACAGAACAUCCAGAAGAAGCUGGCAGAAGAGAAGCAGAAAGAAGAGGAGGCGAGCUUGGACCGGUUCUACAAGGACUUGCGCGGCCGGGCGCAGAUCCAGCGGACCCCACUGUCACAGCAGGGCUACCCUUCGCCCCAAACGGGCAGCGAAGAGAGCGACGAGUGGAAUGAGUCAGACGGCGGCUUUGACUCCCCCUGA